Hevea brasiliensis (rubber tree) is the source of this 1317-nucleotide messenger RNA. Its product is annotated as protein farnesyltransferase/geranylgeranyltransferase type-1 subunit alpha. Gene Ontology annotation, cellular component: protein farnesyltransferase complex; cytoplasm; CAAX-protein geranylgeranyltransferase complex. NCBI's taxonomy places the organism in Eukaryota, Viridiplantae, Streptophyta, Magnoliopsida, Malpighiales, Euphorbiaceae. Gene Ontology annotation, molecular function: CAAX-protein geranylgeranyltransferase activity; protein farnesyltransferase activity. The transcript is spliced from 5 exons. The coding region runs from base 86 to 1087 and encodes 333 amino acids. Gene Ontology annotation, biological process: protein geranylgeranylation; protein farnesylation. The record is from RefSeq and is a predicted model, not a curated record.
UCUCGCCUUUUGGCAGCGUUGCUGAUACGCUCCCAAGUCUCAAGUAUCCUGAUCCCGAACAGAGCAAGAGUGGAAGAGGCAAGCGAUGGACUCCGACGACGACCUGCGGCCGGAGGAGAUGGUGCCACUGAGCCAGAGACCGGAGUGGUCGGACGUCGUUCCCGUCCCCCAAGACGACGGUCCCAAUCCGGUGGUGCCCAUAGCUUACAAGCCAGAGUUUGAGGAGGCAAUGAACUACUUCCGCGCUCUCUAUCUCUCUGACGAGCGAUCCCCUCGCGCCCUCCAGCUCACCCACCUAGUCAUCCUCCUUAAUCCCGGCAAUUACACUGUUUGGCAUUUCAGGCGUCUAGUACUUGAGGCACUCAAUGCAGACUUGGAUGAAGAGCUGGAUUACGUUGAACGGAUUGCUAAGAAAAACAGCAAAAACUAUCAGAUAUGGCAUCAUAGGCGGUGGGUUUCUGAGAAAUUAGGGACUUAUGCUACAGCUAAGGAACUUCAGUUUACCAGGAAGAUUCUUUCCCUUGAUGCUAAAAAUUAUCAUGCCUGGUCCCACAGGCAGUGGGUACUGCAGGCUUUAGGAGGAUGGGAAGAUGAACUUGACUACUGUGGGCAGCUUCUUGAAGAUGAUGUGUUUAACAACUCUGCUUGGAAUCAGAGAUAUUUUGUUAUAACUCGAUCUCCCUUCCUUGGAGGCCUAAAAACCAUGAGAGAGUCUGAAGUGAAAUAUACAGUUGAGGCCAUUUUAGCUAACCCUGAGAAUGAGAGCUCAUGGAGAUAUCUUCGAGGCCUGUACAAAGGGGACACCCAAUCUUUGCUUAAUGAUCUUCAAGUCUCUUCUGUAUGUUUGAAGGUUUUGAAUGGCAAAACCAACCAUGUAUUUGCUCUGAGCAUGCUCUUGGAUCUUCUCUGCCAUGGUUUUCAAGCAAACCAAGAGUUUAGAGAUGCUGUUAAUGCUCUGAGGACAUCAAAUGCAGAUCCACCAGAGACUGACUUGGCUAAAGCAGUAUGUUCUGUCUUGGAGCAUGUCGAUCCACUGCGAGUUAACUAUUGGAGCUUUCGCAAGAGCAAGCUGCCAGUGUCAGCCUAACUAAUUAUUGGGUUAAGCAUCAUUGUGGCUUCUUGGGUUGAUUAGUUUUCAAGGAAUAGAUUUGCAGAUGUGAGGACACGGUUCUGAAUAUUCAUUUCUUGUAAUUUGUAUUGUGAUAAAACCCUAUUUAAUUCAACUUUGAGCAUACAAGCGUGUAUUUUCGACAGUCAAUUCACUGUAAGAUGACACUUCAAAAUUGAGUAAAUCUUGUACUGUAGUUGUUACUUUUA